GCAGUAGUGAUGGCCGACUCAUGGUGCACCAUUGAGAGUGACCCCGGCGUCUUCACGGAGUUGAUCGAGAAGAUCGGGGUGGAGGGCGUGCAGGUGGAGGAGCUGUACUCGCUCGAUGAUGAGACAAUGGCCAGCAUUGAGCCCAUCUACGGAUUCAUCUUUCUCUUCAAGUAUGACUCGUCCAUGUCGUCGAGUGGACAGGCCGAGACCGACGCGUCGGCCCAUCCGGGCUUGUUCUUUGCCAAGCAGGUCAUCAACAACGCGUGUGCAACCCAGGCGAUCAUAUCGGUCCUUCUCAACGUGCCGCAGAUCGAGGUCGGGGCUACUCUUGCAGAGUACAAGGACUUUGCCGCGAGCAUGGACCCGGAGCUUCGUGGCCUCGCUCUCUCCAACCAGGAAACCAUCAAGCGGAUGCACAACUCGUUUGCCCGCCCGGAGCCGUUUGUGAUGGAGUCGGCCCGUGCCACAAAGGAGGACGAUGUCUACCACUUUGUCUCGUACAUUCCGUUCGGCGACUCGCUGUACGAGCUCGACGGCCUUCAGGCUGGACCCAUCAACCACGGCCCCGUCGGCGAGUCAUGGCUUGCCAAGGCCCGCGAGGUCAUUGCUGCCCGCAUCGAAAAGUACGCCUCGUCCGAAAUCCGCUUCAACCUCCUGGCCGUUGUCAAGAACCGCCGCACCCUCUACUGCGAGGACAUCGUAGCCAAGAAGGCCACCCUACGCGCCGCCGCCGCCGCCCUGCAGGCCUCGACCGACGGCAGUGCCCUUGAUGGCCUCGAUAUGCCCAUGAUCGAGGCCUAUGGCGCCGUCACCCCCGAGGAGCUCGAGCUCUCGCGCAUCUCCGACCCGGACGCGCCGAGCCUCGUCAACGGCGGCGAGCCGCUUCCGGCCGACCUCGCCGGCCUUCGUGCCCUGGCGGCCUCGCUCCCGGAUGAAAUCACCAUCCUCAUCAACAAGAUCCAGGCCGAGAAGGCCAAGUACGCCGCGUGGCAGCUCGACAACAUCCGCCGCAAGCACAACUACGUCCCCUUCAUCGUUGCCAUGCUCAAACACCUUGCCCGCAAGGGCGAGCUCAUCCCGCUCAUCAACGGCGCCACCGCCGACGCGUAA
Thecamonas trahens ATCC 50062 is the source of this 1110-nucleotide messenger RNA. RefSeq lists its product as uncharacterized. The record is from RefSeq and is a predicted model, not a curated record. The transcript is spliced from 2 exons. Gene Ontology annotation, biological process: ubiquitin-dependent protein catabolic process; protein deubiquitination. Lineage: Eukaryota; Apusomonadida; Apusomonadidae. The coding region runs from base 10 to 1110 and encodes 366 amino acids. Gene Ontology annotation, cellular component: cytoplasm. Gene Ontology annotation, molecular function: cysteine-type deubiquitinase activity.